AUGGCGUCCCCCUACCCCCCCGGCGGCACCUUCUUCGACACGCUGAAGCGCAAUUUCACCGCCGUGCCCAUCGACGGCGCGCACGGCGACGCUGUUGCGACGUCUGAGUUUCUGGAGGCUGCGGAGAGUUUGACGACGUUAUUCGACGUGCUCGGGUCAGUGACGUUCACGCCGGUGAAGAGCGAUAUGCUCGGGAACAUCAAGAAACUCCGCGACCGCCUCCUCGCAUCGCCCAGCAACUCCCUCACCCUCCAAGACCUCGUCCUCAACGAGCUCAAGGAGAAGAAGAAGACCGCCACCGAAGGCCUCCUCUGGCUCAAUCGCGGCCUCGACUUCACCGCCCAAUCCCUCCGCCGCAACCUCACCGUCCCCGCCGAGGAGCUCUCCGCCUCCUUCCGCGCCGCCUACGCCGACACCCUGAAGCCGCACCACAGCUUCCUGGUCAAGCCGAUCUUCAGCGCCGCCAUGGGCGCGUGUCCGUACCGGGCGGACUUCUACGCGAAGCUGGGGGAUGACGCGGCGAGGGUGGAUGCGUUAUUAAGGGAGUGGUUGGACGCGCUGGAGCGGAUCGUGGGGAUUUUGACGGCGUUUUUAGGGAGGAAGGAUGUGAAUGUGAAGUAG
Eremomyces bilateralis CBS 781.70 is the source of this 621-nucleotide messenger RNA. Its product is annotated as glycolipid transfer protein. Gene Ontology annotation, biological process: intermembrane lipid transfer; ceramide transport. Gene Ontology annotation, molecular function: ceramide 1-phosphate transfer activity; ceramide 1-phosphate binding. NCBI's taxonomy places the organism in Eukaryota, Fungi, Ascomycota, Dothideomycetes, Eremomycetales, Eremomycetaceae. Bases 1 to 621 code for a protein of 206 amino acids. The transcript has 4 exons. The record is from RefSeq and is a predicted model, not a curated record. Gene Ontology annotation, cellular component: cytoplasm; membrane; cytosol.